GAGCGGCCGUGUCUGCUCCGGGGGCCCCAGCAACGCGGCCUUUUCCCACCGGAGCUCUGCCUGCUUACUGUGGCGCAGCCCUCAGGAUGGAAGAGACUUUGGAUAAUGAGAAAAAUUUGAGAUUGUCCUAUAUUACUAGUGUUGAGGUUCAAAGAACAAGUCCAGCAGAUGUGGAAGAUAUUAAAGCAGAUCUUUCUUCUGAAUUUUCUUUGGCUUCAAUUUCAGACACAAGUCAGAGGAACAGUUUGGAGUCUAAGGGACACAUACAAGUUUGCCUGCGUGUUAGACCAUUUACAGCAUUGGAAAGAGAAAAUGAAUCACAGGACUGUGUUUCACUUGAAGACUCAAAAAGCAUUAUCCUGAAGCCCCCCAAAAAUUCCACGAACCGACUAAGUGAAAAAACCACUGGGCAGAAGUUCACUUUUUCACAAGUGUUUGGACCUGAAACAACUCAAGAAGAAUUCUUUGAAGGUACUGUCAAGCAACCAGUUCAAGACUUCUUAGAUGGAUACAACCGUCUUAUUUUUACAUAUGGGGUUACAAAUGCUGGAAAAACCUACACUUUCCAAGGAACAGAAGUUGAUGGUGGUAUUCUACCAAGGGCCAUGGAUUUGUUGUUUAAAAGUAUUGAAGGAAAACUAUACACAGCAAUGGAUCUCAAGCCCCAUCGAUGUAGAGAUUAUAUAAAGCUGAAUAAAGAGCAAGUGAGAGAAGAAAGUGCUAUUAAAAAUUCUAUGCUUCGCUUAAUGAAAGAGGUAGACCAUCAAAAUAGUGGUAACAACAAAGCAGCAGUUGAUUCUAAUGACUUGGAAGAAUUCUUUAAAGAGCAGUCUGCAACUGUGAAUAAUUACCCCAUGUUUUCUGUUUGGAUCUCAUUUUUUGAGAUAUACAAUGAAUGUUUUUAUGAUCUACUGAGUCCUGUAUCAAAUGAUAAGAAACGAAAACCACUACGUCUUGCUCAAGACAUCAAAGGAUGCUCUUAUGUCAGAGAUCUUCAGUGGAUCCAGAUUCUCAAUUCCAAAGAAGCUGUUAGACUUCUGCAACUAGGAUUGAAAUACCAGAGUACUGCAAGCACAAAACAAAAUGCUUGUUCCAGCAGAAGUCACAGAGUAUUCACAGUUAAGAUGCUAAAGAUUGAAGCUGCAGGAACACCACGAGUGAUUCAAGUCAAUGAAUUGACAAUGUGUGAUCUUGCUGGCUCAGAAAGAUGGACCAAGACCCGCAAUGAAGGUGAUAGAUUGAAAGAGAGUGGAAAUAUAAACACCUCUCUUCUGAUUCUAGGCAAGUGUAUUAAUGCACUCAAGAACUGCCAACAGUCAAAGCUGCAGCAACACAUACCCUUUCGUGAAAGUAAGUUAACUCAUUUCCUGCAAGGAUUCUUCAGUGGAAAGGGGAAAGUGUACAUGAUAGUAAACAUAAGCCAGUGUGCAUCAGCGUAUGAUGAAACACUCAAUGUACUAAAGUUUUCAGCCAUUGCACAAAAAGUUUUAGUUAUGGACACAUCUGUUCUUCCCCAAGAUCAGUCAUAUGGCCAAAAAUCAGCAAGUGAAUCACUACCAGGUUACACUAAACUGCCAAUCCCAAGGAAAAGAGCUACUGUUCUAUGGGACAGAAGCUUAGAAGAUGUUAUUGAAGAUGAUGGUGAUGAGAUGGAGGAACAGUGUACUAUGUCAACAGAAGAAGCAGUGCAGCAACAUGAAGAAGUUAUUCUUGGAAAAGAAGAAUAUAUGAAGCUGCUAAGUCUCAUAGAAACAUUGAAGGAGAAACUUAUUACUGAAAAGAAGGACAAGGCACUGCUGGAGCUAAAAAUCCGUGAAGAAGUGACAAAAGAAUUUGCCAAAUAUUUUGCUGAGCGGGAAAUGAACUUCAAAGAACGCCUUUCUUAUGAGCGAGAACAGCUUGAGGAAAACUCUGAAAGACGUCUGGAAAUCUUCAAGGAACUCAUAAAUGGUUGUACUGAAAGUGAAGCUGAAAAAAGUAAAUUGGAACAACAGCCUUGCAGUGAACAAGCUGGACCCCUGGAUGAAGAAUGUAUUACAGGAUCAAGCACCUCUGUUGAUUUCGAGGGCAUUAUUAGUUCUCUGCAGAAUGAUGUUGUUGACAUCAAAAAGCAGGCAGAAGUAGUACAUAGAUACUUUGCAUCCGUAGAGGACCCACGAGAAGCUGUAGCUCAACUUGAAAAACAGCUGGAAAAAGUUACUGCUGAACUAACAAAGACCAAAGAAGAUUUGACAAAGAAAACUAAUGAAUUAAUCAGAGCUGAAGAAGAGCUUACACGGAAAAACAAAGACUUGGAAACACAGAUGAUUAAGAUGGAUGAGUCUGCUGAACAGCUUAAAGAAGCAACUGAGAAAAUGAAUAUACAGAAUAAAAGGAUUCAAGAACUCAUGGACAUUGUGGAGCAAAAAGAUGAUGAUAUUGUAAGACUACAAGAUUUGAUAUCUGAUUUUGAAAACACCAUUAAAAACUACGACGAGACUGUAACCACCCUUAAAAGGAAGUUGGUAAAAAACAACUCUGGUGUAGUGGUUGAAAGCAGCCAAUUUGAGGACUGUGAGGAAACUGUGUUGGAAGUGGGAAGAAAGCGUUGCUUUGAAAAUAAACCUACUGUGGAAGAGCCACCUGCAAAGAGAGGAGCUAUGAAGGAGAGUUGGAAAGAUGAUUCUCUAGAGCAAAAGAGAAGUGAGUACAUGAAAAACCAUUCUGAGAACAAUGAAGAAAUAUCAACACUGAAGGAAAGAAUUGAGACUUUGGAAUGUCAGCUAGCUACACUUGAAGACCAAUGCAGAAGAGAAAAGAACAAAAACGAAGAGUUCAGUGAGCAGAUAACAAACUUGCAUCUCAAGAUCUCUACUUCUGAAGAAAGAACUUCUAGCUUAAGUGAAGACCUUCGUCAAUGUCGAGCUGACUAUCAGGAGGUUGUUUCAGAAUUGGACAAACAAAAAAAUAUAAAUAGUGAACAAGAGGAAAGGAUUAUUCAGCUAAAUAAUGAAGUAGAAUGUGCAAAGAAAAGUAUAAUUGAUAAAGUUUCGAAGAUUAGAACAAUGCAGUCCAAAGUAGAUGAGUUGUGUAAAGGUCAUUUAGAGUCUUACGCUGUAGACAUUGAGUUAGUUAAUCUAAAUGAUUCCUUAGAUUCUCAAAAAGAUGAAUCACACAGAGUUCAAAUGAAUCCUACAUGCAUGCAGUCUCAAACUGCUACUGCAGCAGAUCUGAGACAGGAAUGCUCCUUCCAUUGCAGUGUUGAAAGUAUUUGGGAAGAAUGUAAAAAUAUUAUUAAGGCUUCUUCAGAAAAAAGUCAUCAGAUUCAGGAACUAUUUCAGCAAGUUGAAGACUUAAGAAAGAGACUUCAUGAUACUGAGAAUUGUAAUAAUGAACUAAAAAUAAAAUUAAAUGAGAUGGAAAAUCAGUCAAUAAAGGAAGAAGACCUUAUGAACCAGUUACAAGAGCAAACCCAGAAAAACCAGGACUUUGAAAAGCAGGCUGCAGAAGAUCGCCAAGUAAUUGCACAGUUUGAGGAGGAAGUUGCCAGUUACAAGGGAAAACUCAGAGAGCUUGAAUGCCUCUUGGAGACUUCUAGAGCUAAAAAUGACAGCAUAACAAAAUUAGAAGAAGUCCUUCAUGAAAAAGAAUCUAUUAUUUUAAGUGUAGAGAAUAGUGCAGUAUCUUUGCAAGAGAAAUGUGCCAAUUUAGACAGAAAACUGAAAGAAUUAAAUGAUCAAGAAGCAAAUCGGAAGGAGGAAGUUCUGCAGUUGAUGAACAGCUUGGAAAACAUGAAACAGUCCCUCCAGGAAAAGGAGAAAACUGAGCAGGAGCAAACACAAUCUAUAGCAUUACUACGUAAAGAUCUUUCUGAGAGCUCUGCCCUUGUACAGAAUUUGAGAAAAGAUUUGCAGAGGAAAGAAGAAGAAUAUACAGAAUUGAAGGAGAAGUUUUCUGAUGCAAAGAAGCAAAUUCAGCAAGUACAAAAUGAGGUGUGUACAAUGCGAUCUGUGGAGAAAUCCCUGAGGGAUAAAACUAAUGAACUCCAGAAAGCUAAAGCUAACUUGAGUGAACAACUGGAAAUCAAACAACGCACAAUCCUGCAGCUUCAAAAGGAGCAGCUGAAUAAUGAGAAAUUGGAAGAAGUUUCUAAACAGUAUGAGAAAACACAUAAAGAUCUGUGCGCAAAGGAAAAAAUAAUUGAAGAUAUGCAGAUGACAUUGAAAGAACAGGAACAGACUCAGAUUGAACAAGAUCAAGUGAUUGAAGCUAAAUUAGAAGAGAACAACAUAUUACUUAAGGAACUGGAAGCAUGGAAGCAGAAAUAUGACAAGCUGAAUAACCAGAGUGAUAGCAGCUGCCAGCAAAAGAGCAAAAAUGAAGAGAAAAAUGUAAAUGAAGACGAAGAAUUAAUAAAACUACAAAGAGAAUUGCAGGAAAAGCAGGCAAAGUAUCAGACUGAUAGAAAAAAAUGGCUGGAGGAAAGACUGAGACUUGUAAAUCAAGUAAAAGAAGCUGAAGGUCAUCGCAACAGAGAAAUACGGAAAUUUGCAGAGGGAAGGAAAUGUCAUGCAGAGCAGCAAGCAGAAAUUGAAAGGCUUAAUGCACAGCUGUUAGAAAAGGAGAGCAAUCUUGAAAAGUGGCGUAAAGAAAGAGAUGAAUUAGUAGAAGCUUUGGAAAUACAGCUCAAGACUUUGGCUUCUAAUGUUAUACAAAAGGAUAAAGAAAUAGCAGAACUGAAGCAGACUGCACUAAAGGAUUCAGGACAGGAUAAGGAAACUGAUAUAGAGGAACUAAGAAAAGAGCUGGCUGAGAAAGAUUGCUGUAUAAAGGAACUGAAGCAAAAAAUUAACUGUGGGUGUCUUCAGUCCUUGGCAGAAGUACCUUUACCUGAAGAAGGACAAGAUAAAAUAGAUCAGUCUGUAAAGAAGGAGUUCAUGGAAAAACAAAGCAAGACUAAUCCUUUAAUUGGACAAAGUAUUUCAGUAAGAGAAGAAGUUAAGGAGAGUUGUUCAUUAUCUCGAUGUCCUAGUAGUGUUUCUUCCUUAAGUGAGGACUGCUCAGAAAUUGUCCUUGACUCUUCUGAAGUGUCCACAGAAAAUGGAAAAACUAGUCGAUUCCCCAAACCAGAGAUGGAAAUCCAGUUCACACCUCUAAAACCCAAUAAGAUGGAGGUGAAGCACCAGGGCAGUGCCUUACCACUUAGAGUUAAAACGAUCAAGCCAGGAAAGAAAAGGAAGAGUGAAGACAUGGAUGAGGAUUUUGUAAGAAGUGAGAAUAAGAAAAAUGCAAAGCCCGCUAUGACGAAUUCACCUUCUACAAGCAACAAGAAAACGACAUCAUAUAGAAAAGAAUACUCCUUAAGAAGGCAAGAAUCUACUUCAAGUAUAAAGUCAUCUAAAAAGAAAGAUGGAACACUACAAAAAAUUGGAGACUUUUUUCAAAGUUCUCCAACGAUUAUUCACUCUAAAGCAAAGAAGCUGAUUGCAACAAUAAGCUCUCCCAAGUCUGCAGAACCAGAAGGUGUCAAAGAAAAUGAGCUCAAGCCAAAGCGAGCUAAGAGAAGGCUCUACACCACUGACAUUUCUUGCCCUCUAGAUAUCCCUGCUUCCUCGAUCUUUGUAGAACAGAAAGAGAAGGAAAGCGAUCAUCAAAUUAUCAAGCGACGACUACGAUCAAAGCUAGCUAAAUAAUUUUGCAGAAGCAUGUUCAUAACUCCUAGUUAGAGCAUAUUUCCACUGUAUAUUUCAGCUGAUUGUAUAUAGGUAAUAGUAGAUACUUGGAAGCACAACUAAGUCUGUAUAUAGAUAUAUGGAAUUUUUAUGAUUGUUUCCAACUCUGUCUCCAUUGAAGCUGAAAUCCUGUUUAUGAGAGCUUGUGUCUGAGUCUUUUAGGCCUGAUAUUGUUGAAAGUAGUUCUUACAAAGAAUAAAUUAUAAACAUGCUUGGGUAGAAUGACUUCAGUAGCUUUUUUUCAGGUGCCAGUAUACCAACCGUAACAUCGAGUGGAAAAAAAUGCAUACACAUCAAAACUGCUCCUAGAACCCUCACAGAAUUUCAGAAUACAGAACUCUGAAUGGACAAGGAACUACACUGUAAUGCUUUUCGUCACUUCCAAAAUGCCCAGGAGGUGGCGCUGAGCCCCUGCUUGACGUCUCGAGUAUCCAAGCUGACGCCUUAAGCUGAGAGCUGUAGGAGUGCAGAAUUAUUUUUCUUAGUUUUGAGCUCACCUACUUUUUGUCCCGUUUGGUAAGCUUCAUGUAAAGCUCAGAAUGAGACCCUGAUAUGUAAUACUCGUUUGACAAAUUCCUAGUCACAAGCAAUACACCUCUAUCACACAGGAUUUGGGGUUUUGGUUGGCGUUCAGAGAAAUGCAGGUUGUUCACAGAUGUAAGCUGUUUGUUCAUUGCUGCACAGUAACAUUUCACAGAAGUUUAUGUUAUUUUUUUUAAUACUAACACAAUUUCCAUUGAGAAAUACUUUGGAUGGAACUAGAGGUCCUCAACGUCUUCAUUAAUGAAUCUGAUCUCUGAUUUUAGUGAGACUUUCCAAAGUUGCUGUAUUUAAUGUGUAGAUCUUCGUAUUGGUGGAUGAAGUUGGAUUUUCUUUUUUCCUUCUAGAAAUGCUGAUAUUAAAACAAGUAUCAUACUAUAUAGACAUAAAAUAUACUUGUGCAGGUGCUAAAGUAUUGAUCAUCAAAACCCAAACCAAUGAAAAUAAAGAGUAUUGGAAGCAAA
Pogoniulus pusillus (Red-fronted tinkerbird) is the source of this 6715-nucleotide messenger RNA. It is a transcript of the gene KIF20B, whose product is annotated as kinesin family member 20B. Gene Ontology annotation, biological process: microtubule-based movement. Gene Ontology annotation, cellular component: microtubule; kinesin complex; nucleus. The coding region runs from base 87 to 5672 and encodes 1861 amino acids. The transcript is spliced from 34 exons. The record is from RefSeq and is a predicted model, not a curated record. Gene Ontology annotation, molecular function: microtubule motor activity; ATP binding; ATP hydrolysis activity. Lineage: Eukaryota; Metazoa; Chordata; Aves; Piciformes; Lybiidae.